AUGACUGAACGCCUUCGGGCAGCUUUCCAACCUCACCCACGCCCCAGAACUACCUUCUCAGUCUCCGAAUUUGUUUCGGGAUACGAAGACUGCAACAACAACAACACUGAGGUUCCUGCGGCUGGUGAGGUAUCUCGACGAAGCAGUCGGUCUUCCUGUAAGACGAGACGAUCUGAUGCCAGCUCCUCUUCCGAGGAUGGGUCACCACUCGCACAAGUAAAUCUCAGAGUUGGUUCAAUGACGGUGAGCAAGUGGCUUACCUUCGAGCAUGUUCUAUUCAGCGACGUUCGCCAUGAACUGGUUCCUGUUGAGGGACCACUGAAGAGGCACUCAAUACUCGUAAUUGAUGGCCUUGGUAACGAUGACUGGUCAUUCUACGCUGCGGAAGCAUACCCGGCUGCCACCUUCUUCAACCUGUCUCCUCGCGCUCCUCUUCCUGAAGAACUCAAGAGUUCAUCUUCGAGCUUCCCUCUCAGCCCUCCAAACCACCACCAGAUCCAAUACGUCUCUCACCUCGACAAGUUUCCGUUCGCCCCUCAGAGCUUUACGGCUGUUGUCUAUCGCUUCCCUGUCGCAGCUCCUGAAGCAUACUACCGCAGCAUUCUCACCGAAGCGCGCCGUGUGUUGGAGCCAGGAGGCUUCAUCGAGCUCUGCAUUCUCGAUGUUGACCUAAACAAUAUGGGCAACCGGGGCCGGCGUACAGUCCGCCGUCUCAAAGAGAGGAUAAACGAGAGAACGCCUGAUACUAGUCUCGGAUCAACCGCAGAUCUCAUUCUUCGUCUCCUUGGCAAGGUUGGUUUCACUACCAUCAAGGCAGCACGAGUGGGUGUGCCCGUGGCAAGUUCCGUCACUCGCUCAGACAGUAAGGCCGACAAGGGCAAAGCUAUUGCUGAGAAUAAGAAGGAUCCGCCAAGUCUAUCCGAGAUGAUGAGCGACAACAGUCCCUCGGCAGACGAGGGCAAGAUGGUCAGUCGGGUUGGCCGAUGGUGGUACACACGGUGCUACGAAAACGCAGCAGGGAAGUCCUCUGUAAAGAGCAUCUGGAGCGAUAAGUGUCUACUCUCUGAAGCUGAGGAGCUCGGUACCAGCCUGAAGCUCAUGGUCUGCUGCGCUCGAGCUCCUCUUGAUCGCAUCACCAGUGUCUAA
Fusarium proliferatum ET1 is the source of this 1146-nucleotide messenger RNA. RefSeq lists its product as uncharacterized. The transcript has a single exon. The record is from RefSeq and is a predicted model, not a curated record. NCBI's taxonomy places the organism in Eukaryota, Fungi, Ascomycota, Sordariomycetes, Hypocreales, Nectriaceae. Bases 1 to 1146 code for a protein of 381 amino acids.